Messenger RNA from Phragmites australis (common reed), 1953 nucleotides. Its product is annotated as zinc finger CCCH domain-containing protein 62. Bases 141 to 1763 code for a protein of 540 amino acids. The transcript has 8 exons. The record is from RefSeq and is a predicted model, not a curated record. Lineage: Eukaryota; Viridiplantae; Streptophyta; Magnoliopsida; Poales; Poaceae.
AAUGGUUAACGUUGGAAGGAAGCGACACGGCAAUCUUCCUUCGUCCCAUUCCGAGGCGAAGCGAAAGGGGAAGGCGGAGGCGGAAGGCAAUCGGAGGGUGUCGAGGCGGAGGCGACGGGUGUUUCCACCCGAGCGACGGGAUGCCGGUAACGACGAGGCGCGCGGCCACGGCGGCGCCGGUGGUGGUGGAUGAGGAGUUGGAGCUCGCCGCGGCGAUCGACAUCUCCUCGGACUCCGACACUGGGUCGGAGUCGGAGGAGGGUUCGGAAUUGGAGGAGGACUCCACUAGCGACGAGGACUUCAGCGACAGCGACGCUGGUGGUGGGGAAGCCAGCGGCGAGGGGAGCGAGGAGGAAGCGGGGGCGGGGCGAUUGGGCGCGGAUCGCAGAGAAGCCGCAUGCAGCAAAAUCGCCGGUCUCCUCCGCGGUGGGAGGAAUCUGGAGGGGAUUAAGUUGGUGGAGUGCAAGGCGUAUUUAAAGAAGAAUGGUCUUAGCCAAACUGGGGACAUAGCUACUUGUGUAGACAGAAUAAUGCUUCAUUGGAGGUUCAAAGAUGGGGAUCCGGAGAAAAUUUAUCCACGGUCAUCCUUCUGUAUCAACUGUAAAGGUGAUGUCUGUAGGGCCGAUGCCGUCCUAUUCAAACAGAAGGUGUAUGGGAAGAGUGGAAAAAGGCAUGCAAAAUGUAUAGGGAAGCGUAUAGUAGCUGGCAGAGUCAUUAAGGAAAGUUAUGGUAGAGGAAAGCAGCAACACACGUUUACUAUUCAAGUGUUUUGGAGCAAAGGAGCAGGCAAUUUACCACCUUUGCAUCUGUUACUUGUGAAAGGGCGCAACUUAUACAGAAUGAUGACUUUUCGUCAGCCUUGGCCAAAUGAAAUGGAAAGACUGAAGACUCUAGAAGAGAAGCACAACAGAGGAGAUGCUGCAAGGCGUGUUCGUGCUUUGAAUAGACCUAAGUCUGCCGGAAACACUCUUAAGGGCAAGAAAACAUUGGAAAAAGAAAAGCGGUCUGGAAGAUCUGACCAUGGAUCUAAUGUCACUAAAGGGGAUAAAGGCAAAAAACGUCCUGCACAAUCCUCCAAUUUUGAUCUGCCUAACAAAAGGUCUAAGAAAGAAGGGUGCCAAGUGCCUUCCGGAAAAGAACGCACUGGGGGUUGGAGGGCAAACAAAAAAAACUGUUCCCACCUGGACAAGAGCAUUUGUACCAGCCGUAGCAGUUCUCUGUGCAAUGGCAGUAGAGAGAAGAAUCAUGCUACCUUGCAGAACAACUGUCACAUGGCGCCCCUCAACAAGGGUCCAUCUAGCACAGAAGUUGGGAUGACUAAAAGGAACGCUGGUUCUGAGCAAAAAAACAGCAUUGGUGACAGACAUGCUCAAUUUGAAGGAAGAUUCAUAACUCCAGCUUCUCAUGUCCAGGCAAGUCAUGGAGAUUUUGUUGGAAUACAGCAUCCUUUUGUUGGGAGGCCUCAACUGCCGCCUCCAUUGCGUGAAGUUGGUAACGUCCGGCUGCCUCACCCUGGUGGCAGCUCAACAGCUUGUCCAAACCGUCCAGAUGCACUAUUCAAUGCUACAAUGGGUUUCCGACAUCAAAACACGGCACUGGCUGGUCCGCAUGCACCUUCAUAUUUCAGGGGAUAUCCACCCAAUCAACAGAGGGUAGCAUUUCCAUCGCACAUGCCACAGACUGUGUACCAUCCUCAUUCAGAAGCAGCAUAUGUUGUGCCACACUUCAGAUAUCUUAGUGGGAGUACUGGUUUCCGUCGAUAAGGCAGUUGGGUCGAUGCCAGUUGCAUUGUUGAUAGUUGCACUGGUGGUCAUAUAUGUGGCCUUGCUUUAGUUUUGAUGAAUGCCGUUUCGUUGUUGAGCAGCAUUUGCCGAGGUAAUUCUGCUACUUUCUCUUGCAAGACAUCUGGUCAUUUUUUGCCAACUAUAUAUCUUUUUCUGUGCUUCCAGUGUA